AUGGCUACUGAAGCUCCCAAGAACCCUGUGGUCGCAGAGGCCCAUGAGGUCGACACCUUCCGUGAGUCUGGCCGAACAACCAAGAUGCGUGCCCAGCAAUGUCCAGGACAGUCAUCGCUAAACGAACCGUCUACAGACCCCCCAGAGAAGAUGCUGGCUAAGCAUCCCAGCAAGCCUCAUCUGAGUGGCCUCGAGGAAUACCAACAACUGUACAGGGAGUCGAUCACCCAGCCCGACCAGUUCUGGGGCAAGAUGGCUCGAAGCCUCCUCAGCUGGUCCAAGGAUUUCCAGACGGUCCACGCCGGAAGCCUCCUGAACGGAGACAACGCCUGGUUCGUCGAGGGCGAGAUCAACGCCUCGUACAACUGCGUCGAUCGCCAUGCCAUCAAGAACCCCGACAAGCCCGCCAUCAUCUACGAGGCCGACGAGCCCGCCGACGGCCAGAUCCUCACCUACGGCGAGCUUCUGCGGGAGGUCUGCAAGUGCGCCCACGUCCUGAAGGCGAUGGGUGUCAAGAAGGGCGACACUGUUGCCAUCUACCUGCCCAUGAUUCCCCAGGCCGUCAUCGCCUUCCUGGCCUGCGCCCGCAUCGGCGCUGUGCACUCCGUCGUCUUUGCCGGGUUCUCCUCCGAUUCCCUGCGCGACCGUGUUCUCGACGCCAAGUCCCAGGUCGUCAUUACCACCGAUGAGGGCAAGCGUGGCGGCAAGCUCAUUGGCACCAAGAAGAUCGUCGACGACGCCCUGAAGCAGUGCCCCGACGUGCGCCAUGUGCUUGUCUACAAGCGCACCGGUGCUGACGUCCCCAUGACCAAGGGCCGCGACCUGUGGUGGCAUGAGGAGGUCGACAAGUGGCCUGCGUACAUCCCUCCGGAGCGCGUCAACUCCGAGGACCCUCUCUUCCUUCUGUACACCUCUGGCUCCACCGGCAAGCCCAAGGGUGUGAUGCACACCACGGGUGGCUACCUUACCGGCGCUGCUUGCACCGGCAAAUAUGUCUUCGACAUCCAUGAUAACGACCGAUUCUUCUGUGGAGGUGAUGUCGGCUGGAUCACUGGUCACACCUACGUUGUCUACGCACCCCUGCUUCUGGGUGUUGCCACCGUCGUGUUUGAGGGCACUCCUGCGUACCCCAACUUCUCGAGGUACUGGGACAUUAUCGAGAAGCACCAGGUUACCCAGUUCUACGUGGCUCCCACGGCCCUCCGUCUUUUGAAGCGCGCAGGCGAUCAGCACGUGCACGGCGGCAUGAAGCAACUGAGGGUGCUGGGCACUGUCGGCGAACCUAUCGCUGCCGAGGUGUGGAAGUGGUACUUUGAGGUUGUCGGUAAGGAGGAGGCUCAGGUCAUCGACACAUACUGGCAAACCGAGACUGGAAGCCACGUCAUCACGCCCCUUGCUGGUGUGACUCCCACCAAGCCCGGGUCGGCGUCUCUCCCCUUCUUCGGCAUCGAGCCGGCCAUCAUUGACCCUGUCUCUGGCGACGAGAUUCACGGCAACGACGUCGAGGGUGUUCUCGCCUUCAAGCAGGCAUGGCCUAGCAUGGCCCGCACUGUCUGGGGCGCCCACAAGCGCUACAUGGACACUUACCUCAAUGUCUACAAGGGCUACUACUUCACCGGAGAUGGUGCUGGCCGUGACCACGAGGGCUUCUACUGGAUCCGCGGCCGUGUCGAUGACGUUGUCAACGUCAGCGGUCACCGUCUGUCCACCGCCGAAAUCGAGGCUGCUCUCAUCGAGCACCACGCCGUUGCCGAGUCCGCUGUCGUCGGUGUGGCCGAUGAGCUUACCGGCCAGGCUGUCAACGCCUUCGUCGCCAUCAAGGAGGGCAACGCUGCCGACGAUGCUCUUCGCAAGGAGUUCAUCCUCCAGGUCCGCAAGAGCAUCGGUCCCUUCGCCGCACCCAAGGCUGUCUACAUUGUUCCCGAUCUGCCCAAGACUCGAAGCGGCAAGAUCAUGCGCCGUAUUCUGAGGAAGAUCCUGGCUGGUGAGGAGGACCAGCUUGGUGAUAUCAGCACUCUCUCCGACCCCUCGGUCGUUGAUAAGAUUAUCCAAGUGGUGCACGAGUCCAAGAGGAAGUGA
Molecule: messenger RNA, 2079 nt
Organism: Thyridium curvatum
Lineage: Eukaryota; Fungi; Ascomycota; Sordariomycetes; Thyridiales; Thyridiaceae
Exons: 6
Coding region: 1-2079 (692 amino acids)
Cellular component (GO): cytosol
Molecular function (GO): AMP binding; acetyl-CoA synthetase activity
Source: RefSeq, a predicted model, not a curated record